AUGUCGAGUGUUUAUUACCUGUGGGUCGCUGGUAAAUCCCAACCCGGGAAAGAGGACCUAAUCCCUAUCGAGGAUCCAGCUACCGGAGAGAUCUUCGCCGAAUGUCAUGCAGCAUCCGAGGAAGAUGUCGACAACGCAGUCCAUAUUGCACACUCGGCAUACAAAUCUGGCAUAUGGUCACGGGCAUCUCGUCACAAACGGGCGGAUGUACUCGAAAAUUGCGCUGGCUAUCUCAAAGAAGCAUUGCCAGAAUUGAUCGAUCUUGAGGUGAAACAAACCGGUCGCGUGGUACGUGAGAUGAAAGCCCAGGUUCCGUCGCUCGUGCGAUGGUUUCAAUACUAUGCCUCGUUGUUACGGGUGGAAGAGCGUUCCGUUCUUCCAACUACUGGCAAGCUUCACAACUUCACGGAAAGACUACCCCUGGGUGUUGUAGUGCAGAUCACCUCAUUCAAUCACCCUCUCCUGAUUGCAGUGAAGAAACUAGCACCUGCUCUAGCAGCUGGGAAUAGUGUAAUAACCAAGCCGAGCAGAAUCCUUCAGCGGGCAGGGAUUCCAGAUGGAGUUUUCAACGUUCUGCCUGGGUUUGGAUCAAAAACAGGGAGAUUCUUGGUUUCGCACCCACUGGUGCGUAAAGUGGAUGUGACUGGAAGCACCGAUGCGGGGAAAGCGAUUGGAGCACUGGUGGGAGGCAAUCUGUGUCGAUAUACAGCCGAGCUGGGAGGCAAGGCCCCACUCCUAAUCUUCCAUGACGCCGAUAUCGAUGUCGCAGUCAAUGGAAUUGCAUUUGGAAGUUAUAUUGCCAGCGGACAAACAUGUGUGGCAAGCACAAGGAUCCUUGUUGACAACAAAAUUCUGGAUCAGGUGUUACAGAAAUUGAAGACAAAGGUCGUGAGCAUUACUGCUCAAAUAGGGUCUCCUACCAAUAUUGACUCGAUGAUGGGCCCGCUUAUAUCUGAAAAACAAAUGAUCAAAGUCCAAGAAUUGGUUGAUGAUGCUGUUGAGAAUGGAGCUGCAAUCCCUCUCACUGGGGGCAAACGUCUACUUGGAAAAAGCUCCCUGGAUAGAUCCAACUUUUCGAAGGGAUAUUUCUUCGAGCCAACUGUCCUAGUGCCAGGAAGAAAAGAUUUGACUGCAUCAUCUAUUUGGCGCCGUGAAGCAUUUGGCCCUGUUAUUGUUGUGCUUGGCUUUGAUACGGAGGACCAGGCCGUUGAAUUAGCCAACGAUACAGAGUUUGGCCUGGGGGCAGGUAUCUGGACCGAGGACCUUUCGCGAGCUUUUCGAAUAUCUGAACUGAUCGAGGCCGGAAUCGUCUGGGUCAAUACUCAUCAUCGAAACGACCCCAGUAGCCCAUGGGGAGGUGCAAGGUCAGCCAGUGGAGUUGGCAGUGAAAAUGGAGUCGAUGCUUACCAUGAUUAUACUUCGACCAAGAGCACAAUUAUAAACUUCGCUCGGCCAGAGGAAUCGUUGGAUAUGGAUGACUGGUUUGGAAAAUCCUCCAAAAAUGUCCGGUACGGGUAG
Molecule: messenger RNA, 1518 nt
Organism: Penicillium waksmanii
Lineage: Eukaryota; Fungi; Ascomycota; Eurotiomycetes; Eurotiales; Aspergillaceae
Product: Aldehyde dehydrogenase C-terminal
Exons: 4
Coding region: 1-1518 (505 amino acids)
Molecular function (GO): aldehyde dehydrogenase (NAD+) activity
Source: RefSeq, a predicted model, not a curated record